CUCAGAUUCUUCGUCCUGGAUUCUGCAAGAAACAGACAGAAUUCUUCCAACUCUAACGGAUGCGUCUAUGAUUUUUCCACAAGAAUCCUAAGGAUUGCGGCAGUAAUAGCUGCCCCCGGAGGGAAGAACGCUGGAAAGCGCCUAGAAGGCCGAAUGCAACGGCGAUAGGCCAUUAGGUAAUGGGCGGCGGGCCUGGUGGGUUUUACCGCGGGACCUGACGUAUGAGACGGGGGCCGCACCACUUCAGUCUUCACGACCCGGCAAUUUGGCGAAAAUGCUACGAGAGAAAAAUUCGCAGGCUGCCCGCCGGCCACAUGGCCUCGUUCCCUCUCCUCUCCACGGUCAAAAGUUAAAUCAUCGUUGACAUUGACGUUGCUCUGCGCUGAGGCUCCUCUUCUCCGCUGGCCUCGCGCUCGUCACCUCCUCACACUACCAUCACAUCCCGCCAUGUCUGACAAGGAUGCCACUUCCCCCGGGAAGGUGGCCAUCGAGAAUGCCGUCACCGAGCAGGAUGGCUCCCAUACCUCCUCCGAUCAGAAUAGCAUCCAAUCGGGGCUACGGGAACGCAGACGCAAUGGCCUGACCAAGGACGUCGAGAGUGACAAUGAGGAGGAAGAGACCAAGCUGAAGCGCAACCUGAAGAACCGUCAUCUGCAGAUGAUUGCCAUCGGUGGUACGAUUGGAACAGGUCUCUUCAUCAGCAGUGGAACGGCCCUCGCCGAGGCUGGUCCGGCCGGCGCCCUCAUCGCCUACGCCUUCGUGGGCUCGAUCGUAUACUCCGUCAUGUGCUCGUUGGGAGAAAUGGCCACCUACAUUCCCAUCACGGGUGCCUUCACCUCGUACGCCGCGCGUCUUGUUGAUCCGAGUUUGGGUUUCGCCAUGGGAUGGAUAUACUGGUUCAACUGGGCUUCGACCUACGCUGUGGAAUUGACCGCCACGGGCAUGAUCGUCCAGUACUGGAACGACGAGCUGUCCAUCGCCAUCUUCAUCGGAGUCUUCUGGGUGAUUAUCUCGGCUAUCAACUUCCUUCCCGUCGGAUUUUACGGCGAGCUGGAGUUCUGGUUUUCCAUCACCAAGGUCUUGACCGUUCUGGGUUUCAUGAUCUUCGCCAUUUGCAUCGACGCCGGUGUUGGCAAGCAGGGAUACCUCGGCUUCAAGUACUGGCAUGACCCGGGUGCCUUUGCACCCUACCUCAUCACCUCGAACGAAGCCCUUGGCAAGUUCGUCGGCUUUUGGGCGGUGCUCAUCCAGGCUGGUUUCUCCUACCAGGGUACCGAGCUGGUCGGUGUCGCAGCUGGUGAAACCGAGAACCCCCAGAAGACCGUCCCCUCGGCGAUCCGCAAGACCUUCAUCCGCAUUCUCAUCUUCUUCGUCCUGACCAUCUUCUUCAUCGGCUUGCUGGUCCCCUACACCAACCCGGACCUGGCCAGCGGCGCUGAGAAUGCCUCCGCCUCUCCCAUGGUCAUCGCCGCCAAUCUGGCUGGCGUCAAGGUUCUCCCCAGCUUGAUCAAUGCGGUGCUCCUGACGGUCGUCCUGUCUGCCGCCAACUCCAACGUCUACAGUGGCAGCCGUGUCCUGCUCGGUUUGGCCCAGGAGGGUUUCGCGCCCUCGAUCUUCGGCCUGGUCACCCGCCGUGGUGUCCCCUACAUCAGCGUAGGCUUCACCGCCCUCUUCGGACUCCUGGGAUUCAUGAACGUGUCGGACUCGGGCAGCACCGUCUUCAACUGGCUGGUGAACAUCUCCAGUGUGGCCGGAUUCAUUUGCUGGACCUCCAUCAACGCGAGUCACAUCGCCUUCAUGAAGGCCAUGAAAGCGCGCGGCGCCUCCCGCGACACCCUCCCCUACAAGUCGAUCUGGCAGCCGUGGUUGGCCUGGUACGGACUGUUCUUCAACAUUUUGAUCAUCUUCACCCAGGGUUUCACGGCGUGGAUUCCGACCUUCAAUGUGUCGGACUUUUGGGUCGCGUACAUCUGCCCCAUUCUGUUUGUGAUCUUGUAUGUCGGUCACAAGGCGUGGUACCGCACGGCGUUUGUACGGCCGAUUGAGGCGGACCUGGACACUGGGCGCCCGCAAUACACGACGUGGGAGUCGAGCAAUCCGAAGGAUGGAUGGGCGAGGAGGAUCUGGGACAGCAUCAUGGGGUGAUUGUAUGAGAUGCACGUAAUAGAGGGGAGGAGUGUUAUGUAUCGGAGUUUGGCGCGAUUGAUUUAUACAUUGUAUAGCUGUAGAUGUGAUUAUGGCUAGAGCUAGAUCUAUGCAGGUUGAGUACAUAGCGGUUCAGAUUCAAUUCUCCGAUCCUAACUGAUUCCCC
Molecule: messenger RNA, 2311 nt
Organism: Aspergillus ibericus CBS 121593
Lineage: Eukaryota; Fungi; Ascomycota; Eurotiomycetes; Eurotiales; Aspergillaceae
Product: amino acid permease
Exons: 2
Coding region: 448-2145 (565 amino acids)
Biological process (GO): amino acid transmembrane transport
Cellular component (GO): membrane
Molecular function (GO): amino acid transmembrane transporter activity
Source: RefSeq, a predicted model, not a curated record